Messenger RNA from Spodoptera exigua (beet armyworm), 1469 nucleotides. The record is from the annotation of a GenBank genome assembly. NCBI's taxonomy places the organism in Eukaryota, Metazoa, Arthropoda, Insecta, Lepidoptera, Noctuidae.
GUGAUUAUUUUUAGUACUUGGUUUUAUAAUUAUUAUUUUUUUACUGAGGAAGUUACCCAGUCGUGUUGUAAACUUGUAAGAUUAUAAACAAACAAGAGCCGUCUUCGUGUCAUUUAAUAAGAAAGAACUGUUAUAAAUAUUAGUCUGUUAUCAGACAUCACUACGCCUGUCAAAUCAGAUUUCUUCAGGCUCAUUGAUGUUUUUUAACCUGUGGUUACAAAACCCCAUUGAGUGAAACGAGUGUUUAGUUUCGUUUACUUUGAGAUUUUGUGUGAUUGCUUUGUUUCGUAGUGUUAGUAUAAUUAACUUACAAUAUUAGCCAAGAUGUCUUCAGUAUGUUGUGGAACAAAAAAACAGAAACUAAACAACUCUUAUAGUAACAGUAUAGAUCGACCUUUGAAUGGUUACCAAGAGUCCGUAGCUAUUCCUGAUAUGUGUUACUUUUGUUUCGAUGUUUUGUAUUGUCAGCUGCAUAGUAUGGAUCCUCCUCAGACGCCAAACUUUACUAAUGAUGCCUAUCCUUUGUUUGUGACUUGGAAGAUUGGUAAGGAGCACCGUCUGCGAGGAUGCAUCGGGACAUUUAAUGCAAUGCAUUUACAUUCAGGUCUUCGUGAAUACGCAAUAACGAGCGCUUUAAAAGACUCUCGGUUCGCUCCAAUUACUCGUGAAGAGGUGCCCCGGCUGACCGUGUCGGUUUCCAUACUGCAGCACUUUGAGGAGGCCGAGCACUACCUGGAUUGGAAGCUCGGCAAGCAUGGCAUCCGCAUCGAGUUCAUCAGUGAACGCGGCACCAAGCGCACCGCUACCUAUUUACCUCAAGUUGCUACUGAACAAGGUUGGGACCAAAUCCAAACUAUAGACUCUCUCCUGAGAAAGGGCGGCUACAAGGCCGCCAUUACAGGCGAGUUGAGACGGAGCAUCAAGCUGACUCGCUACCAAUCGGAGGAGAUCUCCGCCACCUACAACGAAUACAUCAGCCAGCGCUGCUAGCAGACGGUAAACGUGCCCACCCGCACCUCCCAACUUCAUAACAAUCCAAGACUUGUGUACCACAAUAAACCUUAUGUACAUAGGAAUAAGAAAUACCAUCGGAGUCGGGUUGGGCAGAGUGGUAACAUAUAUUGUGCUAGAAAUAACGUAGCUUGUAAGUGUAUGUCUAGUGUCCAGAAUCAGUUUGCGAGGAGGCUUUGUGAAGUGAGCGCUCGUUCGACUCGAAAUGUCACCAAUCAGGAUUCUGCUCAAAGUGCAUUGACGAGCCAGGCCAGACGACACUGUCUGAUUCAAAUUAUUUAACGUUUACAUACAACACUGCCAACGACAUUCCUCUGUGGAUAACAUCUUAAGUGCCAUCUCAAUAACUGUAAUGCUCAUGAUUAAUAUAAAUAUGGAAAUUGCAGUACUAUUCAAUAAUAUAAUUACACAAUUGUAUACUUAAUUUUUUGCAACUAAACUAAUUUUGUGCUAUUAAA